GGUAUCCAAUUCGAAAUAUAAAAAAUACCUCAAUAAAUGUUAUAGGAUGUUACAAAACAUAUCUAAAUCCGAAUUGUUAUUAACCGAACUCAAAUGGGUAAUUCGAAAACUCGAAAAAUCCGAAAACCCAAAAAAAUAUCUAAAAAACUCAAUCUGAAUGUCCAAAUUAAUAUACAAUAUAAAUAUUUGAAACUUAAAUAUGUACUUCAAAUAUUUAAUUUUGUAUUUAUUUGGAUAUGAUAUCUUACAAUAAUAAGUAUUUGAAAUUUAAGUAAAUACGUUAAAUACUCCAUUAUAUACAAAGAAAAAUAUAUAUUUUAUGUUUUACUUUUAAAUUUCAGAUUUUAUUUAGGAUAUAUCCGAACUAAUUCGAUAUAACCUGAAUCUAAAUGAUAUAUAGUUACUCUAGAUAUUUAAAUCGAUUUAAAACUGAAGUGUUAUAUUUGAAUUCUAUCUUUACUUGUAAAUUUAUUAAAAUGGAACUUAAGAAGUAUUAUAAAAUAGAACUGAAAUCUAAAAAACCCGAUUCGAACCCAAAUGCAUGCGUAAGGGAAACCAUGAGGAUGGCUUGUACAUGUGUCGUCACUUGUCAGUUGCAUGAGGUGACUGGAAAAACUAAAACUGAAGUUCAAUAAAUAAAAUUAUUAAACCCGUCCGAGAUUGGAUCGAGACCCGUACCCAUUAACAAUCCGACCCGGCGUAAAGCAGCAAACUUUAGGUUUUAACUUUCAUCGGACAAAACAGAGUCAAAUCAAUCAGACAACAAAAAUGCUCGCGAAGCUUCGUAUUAGUAAGCUUCUCUCAUCUUCCUUACCUCGGAGAAUCUAUCAACGGCGGUUUCUCGCAACCCACAAUGCCUUCUCUAACUCUGAGGAGUCACCCGAGUCGCCGGAGCUUCCAUCUUGGAUCAAAGACUUCCUCUCAAACAAACCUUCUUCCUCUUCAAACCCAAUCUCCGACGACGAAGACUUCGUCAUCCCUUCCUUAGCUCACUGGGUCGAGACCCAGAAGCUCGGCCGCGAAGAAGCCUCCUCAACAGGACACGUCGCGAAGAAACCAAUCGAAGAUAUCGAUAAAGUCUCCGACUUUCUCAACAAGAAGGAAGCUUCUCACGAAGACAUCGUCAAAGCCCUGAGUAAAUGCGACGUCGUUGUAUCGGAGACUCUGGUACUGCAAGUUCUGAGGAGAUUCAGCAACGGGUGGAACCAAGCUUACGCCUUUUUCACUUGGGCAAAUUCGCAAACAGGUUAUACGCAUUUCCCUCACGCUUACAACGCGAUGGUUGACGUGUUGGGGAAGUGCAGGAACUUCGAUUUGAUGUGGGCACUAGUCGAUGAGAUGUCCGAGCUUGUCACGCUCGAUACCAUGAGUAAAGUCAUGAGGAGGUUGGCCAAGUCAGGGAAGUAUAACGAAGCUGUUGACGCGUUUCUAGAGAUGGAGAGGAAGUAUGGUGUGGGGAUGGAUACUAAUGCUAUGAACAGUUUGAUGGAUGCACUUGUGAAGGAGAACAGCAUAGAGCAUGCUCAUGAGGCGUUUUUGAAGAUGUUUGAUACUGUUAAACCGGAUUCGAGGACGUUUAACAUUUUGAUUCAUGGGUUUUGUAAAGCUAGGAGGUUUGAUGACGCUAGGACGAUGAUGGAUGUGAUGAAGGUUGCUGGGUUUGGUCCUGAUGUUGUUACUUACACUAGCUUUGUGGAGGGUUAUUGUAAAGAAGGGGAUUUUAGGAGAGUUAAUGAGGUCUUGGAGGAGAUGCGAGAGAACGGGGUUAAGCCUAAUGUUGUGACUUAUACCAUUGUGAUGCAUUCUUUGGGUAAGGCUAGACAAGUAGCUGAAGCUUUGGGAGUGUAUGAGAAGAUGAAAGAAGACGGGUGUGUUCCUGAUGCUAAGUUUUAUAGCUCGUUGAUACAUAUUUUGUCUAAGACCGGUAGGUUUAAUGAUUCGGUGGAGAUAUUCGAGGAUAUGACGAAACAAGGAGUUUCUCGUGAUGUUUUGGUGUACAAUACGAUGAUCUCCGCUGCGGUUCAUCACUCGCGAGAUGAGAUGGCUCUACGUUUGCUUAAAAGGAUGGAAGAGGAAGAGGGGGAGGGAUCAUGUAGUCCGAACGUUGAGACUUAUGCUCCGUUGCUGAAGAUGUGUUGCCAGAAGAAGAAGAUGAAGCUGCUUGGAGCUUUGUUGCGUCACAUGGUGAGAAACGAUGUUAGUAUCGAUGUGGCGACGUAUAUUCUUCUGAUAAGAGGGUUGUGUAUGAGCGGGAAAGUUGAAGUGGCUUGCUUGUUCUUUGAGGAGGCGAUGCGGAAAGGAAUGGUUCCUAGAGAUAGCACUUGUAAGAUGCUGGUGGAGGAGCUGGAGAAGAAAGGUAUGGGAGAAGCAAAACUCAAGAUUCAGAGUUUGGUUCAAUCCAAAGUGAUGACCAAGUCGCAAAGUUAUUUACCUGUUGCGUAGAGUUUAGGGAGUUUGGAGUUAGUGGCUCUCAAAAGUUUUGUUUCUGUGGAAUGUUAAAUUCAUAUAUACCUUGUUAGGUCUCAAGGCAUGUUUUUUUUUCAUACUGUUUACUGAAAUGAAGUAAAAAACCAACAUUGUUUUUGUAGUGUUGGAUGAAGCAAAUCAAUGGAUGUUAAGUUUUGGAUA
Molecule: messenger RNA, 2628 nt
Organism: Brassica rapa (field mustard)
Lineage: Eukaryota; Viridiplantae; Streptophyta; Magnoliopsida; Brassicales; Brassicaceae
Product: pentatricopeptide repeat-containing protein At3g22670, mitochondrial
Molecular function (GO): protein binding; mRNA binding
Source: RefSeq, a predicted model, not a curated record